ACACCACAUCUCUUUCUCUCGCUCUCUCUCUCUCUCACAUUCUUCGCAUAAAAAGGCAAACCUGAGCAAGUAGGGAUAAAAGCAGCAGCAGAGUCUCUCGGAGCUUCCUUCCAUGGCGGCAGGACUCUCAACCGCCGUAACAUUCAAACCGCUCCACCGCUCCUUCUCUUCCACCUUCUCCUCCAAUUUCCGCCUCCGCCACCCGAAAUCCGUCGCCGGAUUCCCUCCGUCGCUCCGAUUCAAAGGCUACUCCGUCUGUUACGUCGUCGAGGAGCGGAGGCAAAGCUCUCCCAUCGAUAACGAUGAGAGACCAGAGAGCACGAGCUCCACCACCGCGAUAGACGCCGAGUUUCUCGCGCUGCGUUUGGCGGAGAAAUUGGAGAGGAAGAAAUCUGAGAGGUUCACUUAUCUAAUCGCUGCUGUUAUGUCGAGCUUCGGUAUCACUUCAAUGGCUAUUAUGGCCGUUUAUUACAGAUUCUCUUGGCAAAUGGAGGGAGGUGAGAUCCCAAUGUUGGAGAUGUUCGGUACAUUUGCUCUCUCUGUUGGUGCUGCUGUGGGGAUGGAAUUCUGGGCAAGAUGGGCUCAUAGAGCUCUCUGGCACGCUUCUUUAUGGAACAUGCAUGAGUCACAUCACAAACCUAGAGAAGGGCCGUUUGAGUUGAAUGAUGUGUUCGCCAUAGUUAACGCUGUUCCUGCGAUUGCUCUCCUCUCUUAUGGUUUCUUCAAUAAAGGACUCGUUCCUGGUCUCUGCUUUGGCGCCGGGCUGGGAAUAACGGUGUUUGGAAUCGCCUACAUGUUUGUCCACGAUGGUUUGGUGCACAAGCGGUUCCCUGUAGGUCCCAUCGCCGACGUCCCUUAUCUCCGAAAGGUCGCCGCCGCUCAUCAGCUACAUCACACCGACAAAUUCGAUGGUGUGCCAUAUGGACUGUUUCUUGGACCAAAGGAAUUGGAAGAAGUUGGAGGAGAUGAAGAGCUACAGAAGGAGAUCAGUCGGAGAAUCAAAUUAUACAAAAAGAGUUCGGGUUCCGGGUCGAGUUCCUAACUAAAAACAAACAAGUUUUAUGAAUUCCAAUUUUUUUUUCCUGUCCUUUAUCAUGAUCUGAAAUACGGUCUAUGUGGAUAAAUUAUAUAUGCCGAUUUUGAUUUUAAAUAUCAAAAAUAUAAUUUAGGCUCAA
This is a messenger RNA of Eutrema salsugineum, 1175 nucleotides long. Its product is annotated as beta-carotene 3-hydroxylase 1, chloroplastic. Gene Ontology annotation, cellular component: chloroplast. NCBI's taxonomy places the organism in Eukaryota, Viridiplantae, Streptophyta, Magnoliopsida, Brassicales, Brassicaceae. The record is from RefSeq and is a predicted model, not a curated record. Gene Ontology annotation, biological process: xanthophyll biosynthetic process; carotene metabolic process. The transcript is spliced from 7 exons. The coding region runs from base 113 to 1042 and encodes 309 amino acids. Gene Ontology annotation, molecular function: beta-carotene 3-hydroxylase activity; iron ion binding.